Messenger RNA from Vicugna pacos (alpaca), 1629 nucleotides. NCBI's taxonomy places the organism in Eukaryota, Metazoa, Chordata, Mammalia, Artiodactyla, Camelidae. The record is from RefSeq and is a predicted model, not a curated record.
CGAGGACGACCAGCGGCUUGUGUGCUUGGUGUGCAGGGAGUCCCAGGAGCACCAGGCCCAUACCAUGGCCCCCAUCGACGAGGCCUUCGAGAGCUACCGGAUUUUAGCUUGAAGACCUUCCUUGAUCAUCCUUUCCAGAGUAGCCCCACCCCUUCCAUUACUGACGGUGUCACUCCAGUGGUCUCCAUCUGAAUUGGUAUCUAGAAAAACUUCUGAAGACUCAGCGUAGUCUGACAGCCAAGAUGAAGAAAGCCCUGCAUAUCCAGGAAUUGGAAGUGAAGAAUGCUACAGAGUGGAAGGAGAAAAUGAAGAAUCAGCGAAUGAGAUUCAGCGCCGAGUUUGCAAAGCUGCACCUCUUCCUGGCUGAAGAGGAGCAGUUGUUUCUCCAGAGACUGAGCAAAGAAGAAGAGGAGACAAAGAGGAAGCAUAAAGAGAACACAGUAAGGCUCAAUCAGAUGAUCAUCUCCUUAAAGAAGCUCGUCUUAGAGGUGGCGGAGAAGAGCCAGAGCUCCAGCCUGGAGCUGCUCCAGAAUCCAAAAGAUGUGUUGACCAGGAGUGAGAACCAGGAUGUGAACUAUUCCUUUGAAGUUCUGAAAGUGCAGACUCUGUGCCAGCUACCGAUGAUGAAGGAAAUGCUGAAGCGAUUCCAAGUGGCUGUAAAUGUGGCCGAGGACACAGCUCACCCCAAACUCGUCUUCUCCCAGGAAGGCAAGUAUGUGAAAAACGGAGCGUCAGCCAGUUCCUGGCCGUUACUUUCUACAGCGUGGAGCUACGUUACUGGCUGGAGGAAUCCUCAGAAGACCACAGGCUUUGUGGAGAGAUUUCAGCACCUACCCUGUGUUUUGGGGAAAACUGUUUUCACUUCAGGGAAGCACUACUGGGAAGUGGAGAGCCGAGAUGGCCUGGAGAUUGCUGUGGGGGUGUGUCGGGAAGACGUCAUGGGGAUUACCGAUGGCUCCAGAAUGUCCCCCGAGCUGGGGAUCUGGGCCCUUUGUUGGAGUUCUGCUGGCUUUCGGCCCCUGACGAGCUCCCCUGUAAGUCCCACCAAGCCAGAGCCCGCUCUUCACCGGGUGGGAGUCUUCCUCGAUCACGGGGCCGGGGAGAUCUCCUUCUACAAUGCUGCGGACGGCGCGCACCUGCACACUUUCUCCUGUCCUGUGUCCCGCCUCCGGCCAUUCUUCUGGUUGAGCCCGUUGGCCUCUUUAGUCCUCCCGCCAGUGACUGGUGGGAAAUGAGGCUGUGUUUCUCUGCCCAGGAAUCCUUCCCUUACACCCCAGGCCCGGGACACACACCCUUCACCUGCUCCAUGUCGAUCCUGGCUGGUACGUGAGUACCAGCCACUCAGAUUCCGACGUCACGCUUUGUUCAGCUCCCUGGACGCCCUGUGCACAGACAUAAAAGACCCUGCUGCUUACCUUUCCGCUAGCCACCUGUAUUACUGAGAAAAAGGUUUUUUCUUACUCUACCCAUCUGAUUAAUAAUCCUUUGUCUCUUUUCUGGGUCUUCAUAUUGGACCCUCUCUUACCUUCUUAGGUGUGAGAUGGGAUCCAUUUGUUAAAAAUAAACUUCAGAUGCUUCUGAUGCACAAACAAGACAGAAUAAACUUGCCACAGUCAGUUUCUUAUUUUA